GAUUCUGCUCAUAAUAAUAAUUUACCUGCUUCAAUAAUUGGUGUCAAUCGAAAUUCAUCCAUAGCCAAACAUCAUCAAAAUACAUUGGGCAAUAUUGUUAUUGGUAAAAAUAUUGCACCACCAGCUAUACCAUCGGAUAUUAUAACAAAUAAUCAUCAUCAAUUUAUUAAUGAUGAUAGUGCUAUUGUUGUUGGCGAGCCUUUGAUGAUCUAUGAUAAUAAUAAUAUUCAACAACAACAACAUGUUCAAUGUAAAUAUAAUUAUAUCAUUGCUGGGUGUUUUAAAUCUAAUUUAUUUUUUCUCAGUGAUUAAUAAUG
Dermatophagoides farinae (American house dust mite) is the source of this 317-nucleotide messenger RNA. Lineage: Eukaryota; Metazoa; Arthropoda; Arachnida; Sarcoptiformes; Pyroglyphidae. The record is from RefSeq and is a predicted model, not a curated record.